UCCUCGGCGGCUUCUCCGUUUUGAGCCUUCUCGCUCAGUGUGAGGAGGUUUCCGAGCUGCUCUAGACUAGCCUAGCUGGAGAACAAGGCGGCUGUAGCCAAAAUGAUAUGGACUUGAGCGUGGGGGACCAGGAAAUGAGGCUUGCUAAAGUCUUGGGGAUCCUUGGGUGAAGAAAUGAUGAUGAUGAUCAUGGCAUUUGUUAAGCGCCUACUAUGUGCGAAACAUGAGAGGAGGGUCCAUCCUUACCAAAAGGGACAGGUUGAUCAGUCCCGAGUUGCCCAGGGCAGAGCUGGGCUGGGUGAAAUCUUUUCAGGUUCCUUCUAACUUUAAUAUUUUCGGCUCUCAGUUGGACCAAAUUGCCCCACCCCAAGCUCCAUCAGUAAGCGAAGCCUGGGUCAGAGAGAGAAAACAUCUGCCUGACAGCGUCAGACGGCGAUGGCAGAUUGUGGCCACCCGGGGAGGUUCACGGUGAGGAGGCUGGGGCCUUGUUGUCUUUGCUGGGGGAGUACUUUUCACUUGUAGUGAGAGUUGGAAUCCCCACCCCGUGGUGAGGAAGCAACCCCUACGCGUAUCUGGGUGUAUUAACUUCAAGAAAGCUGGCGAGUGAGAAGAUCUGGCAAAGUUAGAUUAAGCCUCUCAGGGUUAAAGCAGGACUCCCUGGCUUCCCUCGCCACGGCUGCUUGCUGUUGCCCAUCUCAACUUCCUCGUGACUCCUGUUUCUUGAGUGGGAGCUGUUUCUUUGCAGACGAUUGAGUGAGCACAACAUGUUCUCCACCUGGAAUCUCAUCCUGAUCCUCGUGAUCCUAGGAAGUGACUGGGGUCGGGCUGAUGUCGUCGAGACCCGUCCCCAGGUGGAAGCCCACGUGGGUGACACUGUCACGCUGGAAUGUGUCUUCCAAAGCACAGAGAAGAAGCAUUUGUCCAAAGUGGAUUGGAAUUUCUUUCCUACAGAGUCAGAGCACGAGGAAGUGAUCCUGUUUUACUACAACAACCUCAGCGUGCCCGUGGGACGCUUCCGAGACCGCGCGCUUCUGACGGGCAACAUUGCGGAGCGCAACGCCUCCGUCGUGCUCCGGGACAUCGGGGAGGCCGACCACGGGACCUAUACCUGCGAGCUCCGUCUAAUCAACGACAGCCGUGUUUUCAAGAACACGACGCUGCUGCGAGUGAUCCCGGCUGAGCCCUGGAGAGCAGUCUUCUCAUUAGGGCACCUUUCCACUGUGUCUUUCCAAGCCCCAGUGACCUUUCAAGCCUUGAGCUCCGAGAGUCCCAUCAGUUACCAGCCUGUGAUCAUCGUGGGGAUUGUCUGCGUCACCAUGGUGCUGCUGGCCCUGCUGUGGGUGGGAACGAGGGGGACUCAGCGCGGUGAAAGCAGCUCAGCAAAGACAGCUGCCCUGGCGAAAAAUCUGGAGAACGUAAGCAAGGAGAACCCGGAGAAACACAUCUACUCCAUGAUCCCCACCUUGGAGGAGCCUGUGGAGGAGGUCGAGCUCAAGACACUGACAGAGGUCACCUACAUGACGAUGAACCCGUGCACCCACCCUCCGGCUCUCAAUCUGCCAGUCCCUGAGUCCAGAGCCCGGGGGAAGCUUCCUGUGGAAUGGAGGGAUGGGAAAGAAGCCGGCGGAGAGAGCUCCCAUUCGUGAUGCCUCUUGGAGGAAGAGGAGGAGGAGGACAUGACCGUGGAAAGGAGUAGCCUCCCCUCCUCUCCCUUCUCCCACCUCUCAAUCCCCACCUUUCCAGGAACUGCCCCUGUGAUGUCCAAACCCCUGCUGGUGCAUGGCUCAGUGGAAAGAGCAUGGGCUUGGGAGUCAGAGGUCAUGGGUUCAAAUCCCAGCUCAGCCGCUUG
Ornithorhynchus anatinus (platypus) is the source of this 1849-nucleotide messenger RNA. It is a transcript of the gene JAML, whose product is annotated as junction adhesion molecule like. The coding region runs from base 765 to 1646 and encodes 293 amino acids. Gene Ontology annotation, cellular component: membrane. The transcript is spliced from 8 exons. The record is from RefSeq and is a predicted model, not a curated record. NCBI's taxonomy places the organism in Eukaryota, Metazoa, Chordata, Mammalia, Monotremata, Ornithorhynchidae.